CCAGGAGGAAAUAGGAAGAAAUUGAUUUUCUGCAUUAUGAUCAUGGAACCCGUCUCCUAUUGUUCGGUGCCUAACGUGUUCUAGAGGAGCAAAUGCAAUUUACUGAAUACUUGAACGUUUGAAUUCGUUUAAAUACAAAGAUAUGGAUGAUCUUGCACCUUUGGUGGAGAAGCUAAAAAUAGCUGAAGAUGAGACUGACAAGACUGAACACUUGGAUAAACUUAUUGGUCUCCUGUCACAAAAUGAGGAUGACAGAGAGGACCUCACCCAGACUGUGAUUAACACGGGAGUUCUCGACAGCGUGCACAAGUUUCUAGUCGAUUCUACCAACAAUGAUAUCUGUUCAAAGUGUGCCCAACUCCUCGCAGAACUUGCUAAAACAGAAUCUGUGCGCCAGCCGCUAGUAGAUCUGAAUUUUGUUCCUCCGCUGGUGGAUCUACUCCCCUCGGAGGACAUCACAGUGAGCACCCAGGCCUGUAGAGCUCUUGGAAACAUCUGCUUCGAAAAUGAUGCCGCACGUAAUGCGAUGGAUGAGGCAGACACGAUGAAGAACCUGCUGGGCUUGCUGCGGUCUCAGCUACACAGCGAGGUGGAUGGUGCCCAGAGACUGCGGACGAUCGCCUGCGGCUUCCUCGUCAACCUCACCAACACUCACGAAGCACUGCAGGAGAAGGCUCUGGAGGGGAACGUGCUGGAGAUCCUCAACACGUGUCUGGAGAAACACCUCGACGACCAGGGACUCACCAACAUGACGCUGCUCACCAUCGCCAGCAUCGCAGACUCAGAUGUUGGUAAAGAGAAGAUCAGUGACUCGGAUAUCCCCCUCUCCCUGGUGAGCCUCCUGUCAAGAGACGAGAUGUCUGAAAAUGACGAAGCCAUUCUCGAUGUGCUGAUUAGUCUCAGUGACAGCGACAAGAUGAAGGAGAAGCUGGCCAACACGAGUUUGCCCAACUACCUGAUCCGCCUGAUCCAGACGAACACGGGCAGGUCGGCCGCGGAGAGUCAGCAGUGUGUCAAGAUGGCGUCCGACCUGCUCGUGUCACUUCUCGUCGGAGAUAACAGUAUGGAAACCCUAUUUGCGGGCGGUGAUGGCUCAGUCUUUAUAGAGUCUGUCAAGUGGCUAGAUUCUGACUGUGACAAUCUUAAAAUAGCAGGUGCACUGGCCAUAGGAAACUUUGCAAGAAGUGAUGAACAUUGUCAUCAUCUAGUGGAAGACGGGAUCACGGACAAACUGCUCAACAUCAUCAAGGGGAACAACUCUGACACGGAGGAACCAAACAUCACUCUGCAACACGCCGUACUGAGCGCUCUCAGAAACCUGGCAAUUCCUGUUCCCAACAAGCCCCGCCUCCUGCGUGCGGGAGUGAUGGACAUCGUGUUGAAUCUCUCCAACACCGAGAUCCUGGCCGUCGCGUUCAAACUGCUCGGGGUUCUCAGGAUGCUUAUCGAUGGCCAAGAGGAAGCCUCGAAGACUCUUGGCUGUAAUAAGGAAUUUAUAUCUCGCUUGGUAGAAUGGUGUGGUGUUGAAGAACACGCAGGGGUCAAAGGUGAAGCGAAUCGUCUCUUGGCCUGGCUUGUUAGGAAUAGCAAGUCUGCAGACGUCAUGAAAAACAUCAUACGUGCGGACGGCCUUCAGUUUUUGGUAGCCAUGGCAACAUCUGAGCACAUUGUCAUGCAAAAUGAAGCACUGUUUGCUCUAACAAUGAUUUGCUCCUCGGUUCUUGCCGAUGCUGCAGUAGCUCUGAAGGAGGCCGACCUGUCUACCAUGCUAACCACCAUCCUAAAGGAUAAAAACACAGUGUCUGAAAUCACCUGUAACACCCUCACUCUGACCAAGGCCAUCUGUACUGCUGAUAACUUACGAGAGGAGUUGAUCAGCUCGGGCAUUGCGGUCAUUAUCAGAGAGUUGUCUGACCACAAAGACAAGAAAGUGCGCGACUUGGCGAGAUCCGUUCUCGAGUUCAUAGAUAACCUUCCCGACGCGAGAUGAGAGCGACAGGACACUCAUCACCACUGGGAGUCACAGAAUUAGCGUGCUGGGAACAAUCUGUUUAAAACAUUCUCGUACACCAUUCCAGUGGUCGGUUUUAUCUAAAGAGAUUAUUCACCAUGUAAAUUGCAAUAUUUUUCAAUCAAAGUAUAACCAUUUGUGGUUUGUGAUUACUAUAGAUAUUAUUAUUAGUUGUAUAACUACUAGUAUCAUCACAAUUUAUCAGAGGAAUUAUUAAUUAUAUAUACCAGUGUGAUUACUGUUAUCAUAGAUGUUAUUAUUAUUACUUAUAGAUAUUAGUUUUAUUACAGGCACAUGUGGAGGAGUUUAUGCAGGGUGGGGGGUUGUCUAGAAUGGGACAAGGAAAUUUUCUAGAGAGGAUCGAAUCAUGCUUCCCCAGAAAAUAUAUUUUUAAAAAAAGUGCUUGAUCAGGGGUGUUUUCGACUCUUGAACCUCUACCCCUCUACACAUGUGCCUAUGUUAUCAUAGAUAGUUUGAUGUAUGUGAUCCAGUAUCGAUGCUACUUACUUACGCAGUGUCAGCAAACGCUUAUCAUGAAAAUGGUGCAAUGUAUGCUACGCAAUUCGCCAUCACAUUGCUUCAUCCAUUGUCCUAAGCUAAAAAGAAAAUUUUAAAUACUUGAGGAUGCUUAUAUAUAUAUAUAUUAUUAAAAAGUAAAAUUCAAAAUGAUACUAAUGCAUCUCGACUGCUUGACUGUGUUUCGAUAGUUUGGUGUGAUUGGUCAGAAAUCUUACAAUAUUAUCUACUACAAAACAAAACCCUGAGAAAUUCAGAAAACACAAACUGGAUCAUACAUUAAAGAUAGUACGAUGGUAUUAAAGAUAGUAACAUAAUUUUAGUUAGUUUUUUUGUUGAGGGGGUUUCAGUUCUUUUCUUUUUUUCUUCUGUUUUUUUGCACUUUCAUUUCUAUGAAAAACUAUAACAUUAUUAUUUUUUCUUUAACUUCAGGAAUAUGCCUUUUCCAAAGCAAAUUAGAGAUAUUUUAUGUUAUGUAACUCAUCAUUGUCAACAGGGAUAAAAUCCCUCCAUCCCUAGUGGUACUACUUCCCUACGAUUAGGUGUUAAUUGUGUGCUAGUUGUGCAUCAUGUGUUAAACCACUAGUUACUAGUUGUGUAUCAUGCAUCCAAGCACUGGCUACUAGUUGUGUUCAUGCGUGCAACCACUGGUUACUAGUUGUGUGUCGUGCAUCCAACCACUGGUUACUAGAUGUGUGCCAUGCUUCCAACCACUGGUUACUAGAUGUGAGUCAUGCAUCCAACCACUGAUUACUAGUUGUGCGUCAUGCAUCCAACCACUGAUUACUAGUUGUGCAUCGUGCAUCAAACCACUGAUUACUAGUUGUGCGUCAUGCAUCAAACCACUGGUUGUGCAUUGUGCAUCCAACCACUGAUUACUAGUUGUGCAUCGUGCAUCAAACCACUGGUUACUAGUUGUGCAUCGUGCAUCAAACCACUGGUUACUAGUUGUGUGUCGUGCAUCAAACCACUGGUUACUAGUUGUGUGUCGUGCAUCAAACCACUGGUUACUAGUUGUGUGUCGUGCAUCAGACCACUGGUUACUAGUUGUGCGUCGUGCAUCAAACCACUGGUUACUAGUUGUGCGUUGUGCAUCAAAGCACUGAUUACUAGUUGUGUGUCGUGCGUCAAACCACUGGUUACUAGUUGUGUCAUGCAUCCAACCACUGAUUACUAGUUGUGUGUCAUGCAUCCAACCACUGAUUACUAGUUAUGCGUCGUGCAUCAAACCACUGGUUACUAGUUGUGCGUCAUACAUUCAACCACUGAUUACUAGUUGUGCGUCGUGCGUCAAACCACUGGUUACUAGUUGUGUGUCAUGCAUCCAACCACUGAUUACUAGUUAUGCGUCGUGCAUCAAACCACUGGUUACUAGUUGUGCGUCAUACAUCCAACCACUGAUUACUAGUUGUGCGUCGUGCGUCAAACCACUGGUUACUAGUUGUGUGUCAUACAUCCAACCACUGAUUACUAGUUGUGCAUCGUGCAUCAAACCACUGAUUACUAGUUGUGCAUCGUGCAUCAAACCACUGGUUACUAGUUGUGUGUCGUGCAUCAAACCACUGGUUACUAGUUGUGCGUAGUGCAUCAGACCAGUGGUUACUAGUUGUGCGUCGUGCAUCAAACCACUGGUUACUAGUUGUGCGUUGUGCAUCAAACCACUGGUUACUAGUUGUGCAUCGUGCGUCAAACUACUGAUUACUAGAUGUGUGCCAUGCUUCCAACCACUGGUUACUAGAUGUGAGUCAUGCAUCCAACCACUGGUUACUAGUUGUGCAUCGUGCAUCAAACCACUGAUUACUAGUUGUGCAUCGUGCAUCAAACCACUGGUUACUAGUUGUGUGUCGUGCAUCAAACCACUGAUUACUAGUUGUGCGUAGUGCAUCAGACCAGUGGUUACUAGUUGUGCGUCGUGCAUCAAACCACUGGUUACUAGUUGUGCGUUGUGCAUCAAACCACUGAUUACUAGUUGUGCAUCGUGCGUCAAACUACUGAUUACUAGUUGUGCGUCAUGCAUCAAACUACUGGUUACUAGUUGUGCGUCGUGCGUCAAACUACUGGUUACUAGUUGUGCGUCGUGCAUCAAACCACUGAUUACUAGUUGUGCAUCGUGCGUCAAACUACUGAUUACUAGUUGUGCGUCAUGCAUCAAACCACUGGUUACUAGUUGUGCGUCGUGCAUCCAACCACUGGUUACUAAUUGUGCGUCGUGCAUCAAACCACUGGUUACUAGUUGUGCGUCGUGCAUCCAACCACUGGUUACUAGUUUUGCGUCGUGCAUCAAACCACUGGUUACUAGUUGUGCGUCGUGCAUCCAACCACUGGUUACUAGUUGUGCGUCGUGCAUCCAACCACUGGUUACUAGUUUUGCGUCGUGCAUCAAACCACUGAUUACUAGUUGUGCAUCGUGCAUCAAACCACUGGUUACUAGUUGUGCGUUGUGCAUCAAACCACUGAUUACUAGUUGUGUGUCAUGCAUCAAACCACUGGUUACUAGUUGUGUGUCAUGCAUCAAACCACUGGUUACUAGUUGUGCGUCGUGCAUCCAACCACUGGUUACUAAUUGUGUGUUGUGCAUCAACCCACUAGUUACUAGUUGUGCAUCAGACACUGGUUACUAGCUGUGCGUCGUGUGUCAAACCACUGGUUACUAGUUGUGCGUCGUGCGUCAAAGCACUUGUUACUAGUUGUGCAUCGUGCGUCAAAGCACUGGUUACUAGUUGUGCAUCGUGCGUCAAACCACUGGUUACUAGUUGUGCGUCAUGCGUCAAAGCACUGGUUACUAGUUGUGCGUCAUGCGUCAAACCACUGGUUACUAGUUGUGCGUCAUGCGUCAAACCACUGGUUACUAGUUGUGUGUCAUGCGUCAAAGCACUGGUUACUGUUUGCUCAGCUACAUACGCAGCCAUGCUCUUCAUCAAUCAAACACGCAUUGUCAAAAAUGUAUUUUUUAUCUGUUGAUCAUUUCUUGAAUAAAAUAUAAAAUAUG
This is a messenger RNA of Gigantopelta aegis, 5516 nucleotides long. Its product is annotated as rap1 GTPase-GDP dissociation stimulator 1-like. Gene Ontology annotation, cellular component: cytosol. Lineage: Eukaryota; Metazoa; Mollusca; Gastropoda; Neomphalida; Peltospiridae. Bases 143 to 1990 code for a protein of 615 amino acids. Gene Ontology annotation, molecular function: protein binding; guanyl-nucleotide exchange factor activity. The transcript is spliced from 15 exons. Gene Ontology annotation, biological process: positive regulation of GTPase activity. The record is from RefSeq and is a predicted model, not a curated record.